Molecule: messenger RNA, 1578 nt
Organism: Amorphotheca resinae ATCC 22711
Lineage: Eukaryota; Fungi; Ascomycota; Leotiomycetes; Helotiales; Amorphothecaceae
Exons: 2
Coding region: 1-1578 (525 amino acids)
Source: RefSeq, a predicted model, not a curated record
AUGGACACCAACGCGCUUAUCGAUAUCGUCCACGAGGUGCAGGGCCAACUUUGGGUCGACAAGGUGAACGAGACUCACAGAACGGGCCGUCUCUGCCAGUGGGUGUCGACUUUCCAUCCCGACAAGCUUCCCUGCCAACUCGACGGUACAUUUCACCAUGGCGCAUUUAAUGCCGGCAUGAAGAUGGUCUUUAGCGACAGCACUGCCUGGAUGGUUCGUUUCCCUCGUGUAGGGAUGGUCUGUGAUGACUACGCCGACGAGAAGGUUUCUAUGGAGGUGACCGCCCUAGGUCUCAUCCACGACAGGACUACCAUUCCUGUUCCAAGAGUCCACGCGUGGGGUCCCGCUACUAGCAACCUACUUGGUCUAGGUCCGUUCAUCAUGAUGGACUUUAUUGACGGUGUGAGCCUUAGCGACCUUCUCCAGGAUCCUAACGCCGAGCGCUCUACUAGACUCAUGAGGGAGGACAUCAGCGAUAGUGAUAUUGAAGUUAUCUACAGGCAGUUGGCGAAUUUUCUGCUUCAGCUCUUCAAGCUCGAUUUUGACCGGAUCGGCAGCCUGCCGUCGCCAAGGGCUAAAGCCCAAAGCCCUACAUCGAGACGGCCGCUAACAUUCAAGGCACAUAGCAUCCUACAAAAUGGAGGAGUUGACACCUUCGGUGACCGAAGCCAUGGGUUUGCGACGACGACCGAGUAUUUUCAAUAUAUCGUCGGGCAAGACUGGGAGCAGCUCGUUCACCAGCCGAACUCGACUGUUGGUUUAUAUGAUGCUAAGAACAAAUAUGUGGCGUUCAAGGUCCUAAAAUCCCUGAUAAGUGACCUGGUCAACGCGAAGUAUGACCGUUGCAAGUUUAAGCUGAUUUGCGACGAUCUCGGCUUGGCGAAUCUGAUAGUCCGAGGCAGGGAAGACCUCACUGUCGUCGGAGUAGUGGACCUCGAGUGGUCUUACAUCGGACCCGCCCAGUUGUUUGGCUCGGCACCGUGGUGGCUUCUCCAAGACAGACCUGUCAACAGCGCGUGGGACUGUAAGGGCGACGAGCCGCCGCCCAAGAUUGCCGCCCGGUACUCCAAGUGUCUAGAGAUUUUCAUACGUAUCCUAGAGGAGGAAGAGGCAAAAAUGCCAGGGCACAAAGAGAAAGAGCUCUCUAGUCUCGUCAAGUGGUCGCAAGCCUCCGGGGCAAUGUGGCUACACAUGCUCCUCUCAUCCGGUUUCAACGAUCAUCGCAGCUUCCCUUUUACGCAGCUACGCCGACAUUUAGGAGCUACUGAGUGGGCGAAGCGUGAGAAGGAAUUUGACAAUGCAGAAGAGCUUGAUGCAUUUGCUGCGCGGAAGAUGAGCGAGUUGGAUGAAUACGAUAAAGCCUUAGAGAAGAGAGAAAAGGACAAAGCGCUCGUGGAUAGCGGGAAGAUGACAAAGGAAGAGUUCAUCACUAACGCUUUGACCGAGCCCGGUUGUCCCCUCUCUUCCUCGUUGUCCUUGGUCAACGAUGAGUUGAGAAACGAGGGGUUGCCCUAUAAGGUGGCUGUCCGGCUCGGCUUGCGAGCCGUAGAGCCAAGACGGGCCGCAAGGAUAGGAUGA